AUGCUGAUGCUUACUGCCUCCUUUCUCAAAGAAACAGAGGAUCAAGCCAUUCAAAAGGAUUCUACAUCCGAUAAAACUGUAACAACAACUCUGUCCACUGAUUCUGAAACAAGGAACACAUCACUAGGACCAUUACUUGCUCCUCUAGAGAAGGCAUUGCCUUGUUAUGCUUAUUAUCUUUUUCAAUGGAAGUAUGCUCCACACUUAAAUAUAAAUUUUGAUUUUCUGCAGUGUAUUAAGAAAACUGUUGAAGAAGGAACUACAUCAGUGAAUGUCAAGACAAUAACAUCGUCAACUCAUUCAAAAUCAGAAGAUGAUAAUGGCCAAAUAGCCACACCUUCUUUUUCAGGUGUCACUGCAGAGCCUCCUACCACCAAAGAUGUUGAUGUCAGAGACUCCCAGGAAACUUCUGAGUUAGAGAUUGCCCUUACUAAGACUCAUGCUCUUGAAUCUAAGCACUCUCCUAGCUUCUUUUCUAUUGAAUCCCAAUCUCCUUCAGUGCCAUUUAAAGGGAACUCUUCUCAAAUCAAGGAGGAUUUAAAUUUUGCUUCUCUUGUCACAUGGGAACUUGAACAACUAGUCUCCAACAAGCAUUUGGAUCAUGACAACCUGUCACUGUUGACUGAUUUUCUUGUGAAGCAUCCUUCUGUUCGUUUAAAUGACAAAGCACUUAGCAAUUGGUUGAAGGGUUGUGCCUACAACCGCCUGAGUCAUCUACUGAGAUUCCUCCAAACCCAUAGUCCUAAUGAUGUGUUAGGGUCAAACCGCUCUGAGUUCAUGGAGUUAUUACAAGACGUGCGCAGAUUUGGUUUUGAUAAGGAUUGGUUGAAUGGUGUUGAAAGACGUGCCUUGUUUCCUGGUUUACAAAUCUCACAAGAUGCACUGCAAAAAGUAUUGGACUCAAAACGCAAUUUAAUUCAACAUGUGGAGGAUCUCAAGCUUCAAUUAGCAUCUUUUGACUCUGUUUUGGAGAGUAUCAUUCAACAAGAGGCACAAGUUUUAGAAGCUGGGGCUGAUUUGAGUUUCCCUAUUGGAUAUUAG
Gastrolobium bilobum is the source of this 1041-nucleotide messenger RNA. RefSeq lists its product as uncharacterized. The record is from RefSeq and is a predicted model, not a curated record. The transcript has 5 exons. The coding region runs from base 1 to 1041 and encodes 346 amino acids. Lineage: Eukaryota; Viridiplantae; Streptophyta; Magnoliopsida; Fabales; Fabaceae.